This is a messenger RNA of Phanerochaete carnosa HHB-10118-sp, 522 nucleotides long. RefSeq lists its product as uncharacterized. The transcript has 6 exons. Bases 1 to 522 code for a protein of 173 amino acids. Lineage: Eukaryota; Fungi; Basidiomycota; Agaricomycetes; Polyporales; Phanerochaetaceae. The record is from RefSeq and is a predicted model, not a curated record.
AUGAUCAAUACCACCAAUCAACCAUUCCAGAUCAACCGUGAGACCGAACCGUUGUUCAAUGCAAGCGGGGAGGUGCGUUCUUCGUCUGUGUCUCCUACCGAGCACACAUAUUCGAUCGACCACGAGACUGAACCAUCGUCCUCUACCCACGGGGAGAUGUGCUCCUUGCCGGUCUCUCCUAUCGAGUGCGAAUACCCGACCGAUUACGAGACUGAACCGUCGUCCAGCACGAACAGGAAGGUGUGCUCUUCGUCGGUGUCUCCUCCUGAGCAAAUAUACCCGACCGCUCGCGAGACCGAACCGUCGUCCAGUAUGGGCGGGAAGAUACACUCCUCAUUGGUGUCUCCUACUGAGCAAAUAUACCCGUCCGGUGGGUUCGCGCCCACGCCUGAGGGCACACCUCGCACAACCCAAUUCUGCGAUGCCACAGCAAAUUGCGUCAUUAAUCGUGAUGCAUGUCGCGCAGAAUUUUCGAGCACCCAAUUCGAGAAGCAAGUUUUGGAGAACGCGUCGCUCAAUUGA